AUGACUGCACACUCCUCCUCCCUGUCUAUCACCACCACGUCCACGGCUUUCCACCUCCACUACUCUAGGUCAACGCUCCAACUCGAGACCCACCUUCACGAUGAUGAUGAUGAUGAUAUGGGCCACUGCAACAGCGUGAUGGCUGCCUAUCUGGAUGACUUUUUCACAACCCAGUUCCACAUGGUCAACGAGCUCAAGAAGAAGACGAUUAAGAAAGAGAGGAGGCUUCGGAGAAGAUGUCAAAAGUCUUGA
This is a messenger RNA of Linum trigynum, 252 nucleotides long. The record is from the annotation of a GenBank genome assembly. Lineage: Eukaryota; Viridiplantae; Streptophyta; Magnoliopsida; Malpighiales; Linaceae.